AUGGACCUGAUCAGGCAAUCACCCUUUGCAAGGAUCCUUGAAACAAGAUCGUUCAAGGAGCUGAACAAGAAAGCCAGCACGUAUCUAAACCUAGACUGGAGCAGAUAUCCUCAGGCUGGUUAUAUUACAGCCCAUCUCUUAUCUGGAUCGGUGAUUACUAACAUUCAAAGCGGACAAACCAUUCUUGUUAACGAAGUCGAAUUUUACGGAAGAGACGCGAUGCUUGACUGCCACAAAGAACCAACAGGAGAACAAAAGGGUGUUCCCGAGAAGACAUCAAUACCGAGUACCACGGGAGAAGAAUAUUAUAAACGUGUUCGCCCAGUGACAUUGCGGCGCAGGGACGGUGUUCGACUUGUUAUUGGGACCAACACAUGUGGAGUGUUAGUCACAUCGUGUAUCCGUGUCGACAGGAUAUUGGAAGGAUCAAUCUCAGUCGGAGGAGACACUCGGAAUUUCGAGAUCUCAGAGAGUGAGCUCAAAAACAUUCGAGUGUUCGUUGACAAUGAACGCCUGGGAAAAGGAAAGAAGAUGAAGAAAAAAACCGUGAAGAAAAUCACCAAAGACUUCGGGGCCGACAGAUUGCGACAGGUCCGCUCGAAAUUUCAUCGACUCAACACGUUUCGAUUAAUACGCUGCUCUGGACCGCUUACCGACGCCCCGCAGUUCCGGCCAUUCAGCGUAUUCACGAUCGGGAGGAACAGCGACCGUGACUCGGCAUCCUCUGGCGCGGCCCACAUAUUCUACAAAAUGGCGCUGGCAGUCAUUCACUACCAAGAGAAGGCAACUUUUACAUUGGAGGACAUUCGGUUUGGGCAGCAAUUAUGUCAGUCUGCUAAGGACAUCUCAAUUCCGAUGCAAAAUAUACAUGAACUAUUCGCAGAAGUUGAUACGAAGAUUCCUAUCAUCGGCAACAAACCACUCAACAAACAGCUGCACGCAAUCGCCGAAGCUCAGUCCACUCGAAUCGCGAAAGCAAACAAGAAUGUCGCGACAGAACUCAAGGAUCUAUUUCUUGGAUGA
Messenger RNA from Gamsiella multidivaricata, 1023 nucleotides. RefSeq lists its product as uncharacterized. The transcript has a single exon. Lineage: Eukaryota; Fungi; Mortierellomycota; Mortierellomycetes; Mortierellales; Mortierellaceae. The coding region runs from base 1 to 1023 and encodes 340 amino acids. The record is from RefSeq and is a predicted model, not a curated record.